ACUCUGCAGGCCGGCGGGCAGGCGGCUGCGGCGGCGGCGGCCGAAGAGCAGCGGGAGCCGCGGCGGCCGCGCCAUGUGGCUGCUGGGACCGCUGUGCCUGCUGCUGAGCAGCGCCGGGGAGAGCCAGCUGUUGCCUGGGAAUAACUCCACCAACGAGUGUAACAUUCCAGGAAACUUCAUGUGCAGCAAUGGACAGUGCAUCCCUGGGGCGUGGCAGUGUGAUGGGUUUCCGGACUGCUUUGAUAAGAGUGAUGAGAAGGAAUGCCCCAAGGCCAAGUCCAAGUGUGGGCCGACCUUCUUCCCCUGCUCCAGUGGCAUCCACUGUAUCAUAGGCCGCUUCAGAUGCAAUGGGUUCGAGGACUGUCCAGAUGGCAGCGACGAAGAAAACUGUACCGCAAAUCCCCUACUGUGCGCCACAGCCCGCUUCCAUUGCAAAAACGGCCUGUGCAUCGACCAGAGCUUUUUAUGCGACGGCGAGAACAAUUGUCAAGACAACAGCGACGAGGAGAGCUGCGAGAGCCCACAAGAGGCAGGCAGCGGACAGGUCUAUGUGAGGCCGGAGAACCAGCUACUCUACUACCCCAGCAUCACCUACGCCAUCAUCGGCAGCUCCGUCAUCUUCGUGUUGGUAGUGGCCCUCCUCGCACUCGUGUUGCAUCACCAGCGGAAAAGAAACAACCUGAUGACGCUGCCCGUGCACAGGCUGCAGCAUCCCGUGCUCCUGUCCCGCCUGGUGGUCCUUGACCACCCUCAUCGCUGCAGUGUCACCUACAAUGUCAACAAUGGCAUCCAGUAUGUGUCUAAUCAGGUCUACCCCAAUUCCCUGGACUUGGACUCUCCUCCCUCCUACUCAGAAGCCGUGCUGGACCAAAGCAGACCCCCGUGGUUUGACCUCCCUCCUCCCCCUUAUUCUUCCGAAGCGGACUCCUUAAGUCAGACAGAACUGCCCCCCUACCGCUCUCGAGCUGGGAGCACAACAAGCUGCAGCCCAGCAGACAACGGUGGCCUCCUUAGCAUCUCCAACAGUCAGACCCAGGACGGCAGCAGCUACACCGACCACCCUCAGCCAUCUCUGGAGAGAACACCAGAGCCAAGUGACUCACUGCUCAGCUCAGGCACAAUGGGGGACCUGUAAAAACCAAGUCAUUUUUUUUAAAAGUCCAUAUGGGUUAAUCUACUGUGGCUUGUUACCAUUUUGCUAUCUUUGUGCUUGUGGUUGGUCCUUGAUCUUUAGAUCACGAGGGGAUGGGCCAGGGGGACUUGGAAGGAGGGAGUUGGGGCAUUUUUCCAAGGAUCUCAGUUGAUAAGACCAUUAGGUCACUCUUGCACUAUUUCCUCAGGCUCCCAUGAUCACAAGACUUCCUAUUCAUGAUGCUUCUCUGGCUCUCCCUGUCUCUCUUCUCUGUCUGUGUCUGUGUCUCUCUGUCUCUCUGUGUGUCUCUCUUCUGUCUCUGUCUCUCUCUUUGUCUUUCUCUGUCUCUGUGUCUCUCCCUCUCUCCCUCUCUCCUUCCCUCUCUCUCCAUCUCUCCCUCCUCACCCCCUGUUGUGGUCGUUGGAGUGUCUUGAAUUUGCGGACUGGGGAGAACAGUAUUCAAAAAUCCUUUCAAAGAACAGUCUUUUGGUAUGAUUUUCUGUUUUUCAGAAGUCCAGGAUGGAACAGUGUUCCGUGAUGCUACUUACUACUUGCUGUGUACUUUGGAUUAGAAUAGGGAGUACACAGUGGCCAGGGAGACUGUAAAACUGGCCUGGAAAAUAUCCAUGAUAGACUAGGAAGAAGCAUUUUACUUUGUGUGUCCCACAAAAAGGAAGAAAGAAAGAAAACCUGAUACUUAGUAUUUGUUUUUGUUUUGGGGGGGGGGUUUGUUUGGUUUUGGUGGGGCAAUGAGGGUUAAGUGACUUACCCAGGGUCACACAGCUAUUUAGUGUCAAGUGUCUGAGGUCGGAUUUGAACUCAGGUCCUCCUGAAUCACCAGGGCCAGUGCUUUAUCCACUGUGCCACCUAGCUGCCCUCUGAUACUUAGUAUUUUAAAGGUUUCAAAGUGCUUCAUGUAGAUAAUUUCCUUUGAUCCUCACAACAACCCAAUACUACAAGUAUUAUUGUCCCCAUUAACUGAUGGGAAAACUGAGGCUCAUGGGGGAUGAAGUGACUUGUUUGUAGUCAUAUAGCUAGUGCGCAUCUAGGGUGGGAUUUGAGCCCGAGUCUCCCUGGCCCUAAGAGCACCUCUUAUCCAUUACAUGAAACUGUCUCUAUCACUGUCAGCCCAAGCUUGUGUUUGGAAUCCAUAUGAAUGAUUAAAAAUGUUGAUUUGAAGACUUAUAUGUUGACACCUGACUACAAGAGCCUUAAGAGUGUCUUAGUUUUGAACUCUCUUGAGAGCCAGAGUUAAUAUUAGAAUGUAAGCUCCUUGAGAGCAGGGACUAUUAAGUUUGUUGCCUUCAUAUCCUCCCAACAUAGAACAGUGCCUGGGCCAUAGUUGGCCCCUAAUAAACUGCUUGUUGAUCUGAACUGAACUGCUAAUCCCAGGUAGAUGGGGGCGCUCCCAUCAACACCACAACACUACUUCAUUCCCAGAGACUUUCUGACCCUUCUCAAGCCACCCAGGUACCUCUCUCAACAUUGGAGCAGCAUUUUCCUUUGAAAAGCAGAGGCAGCAGAUUGGGAAAGACUGGAGUCAACAAUGCCCUAUUUGGACUUCUUCCCAACCUAGGCCAGAAAUACAUUUGAAAUGGUGUGUUUGUGUUUUCCCUUCUAGUUAAGGGUCUAUUUAUAUGUGUAUAGGAAAGGUGUACUUUAAAAAAAAAGCAGCCCAAAGAGAGAGAGAUGUGAAAGGAGGCUGUGCCUUUUUCCUCCAUAAACCUUUGGUAACAAGCCACACUUGACUAACCCACGUGCUAGGAGUUUGUGCACUUAAUGCACUUUGGGGGUUAUUAUUUAUCAUAUUCUUGAAGGAAGUAGAAACAGAAAAAAUGUUCCUCUCUCUGAUCCAAGGCACUGUGCUGGUAGACUUUUGACCUUGACUAUGGACUGAGGAGGGAGGCAGGGGGGGCUUAGGAGGAAGAAGGAAGCUGUUCUCCAUGCAGGAACAAUGGGAGAACUGUCUACUAACCUCCUGGGAUAGAGCCCUGUGCAACAUUUUGUCCAGUCACACUAUUGCCUGUUACAACUGGAACCGAGUGACACUGUCUUGGAGAAGCUCUGAGCCAAACCACUCACUCACCCAUGGGCUCCCUUCCUUGGGUAAAGGAAUGGCAAAUGGUGUAUGUGAUCCAAAUGACUUAUUAAAAUGUUAACUACAGUUGAUGAGGGAGGGAUGGGGGCAAAGGGGAAGUUUGCUGACUUGACCUUGUUCUGAAGCAAAUGAUUUUGUGGUACUCAUAAAAGAGCUAGCUAGACACUCUGGAAUUUUUAAUAAAGGACAACUAGCCGUGUGUCUUUCUUUCUGAGAUAGCAUCAUAGUAAUUUUGUCUAUAGCCCAAUGAUUAAAAAAAAAGUUGUGGUUGCAGCAUGAGUUUUGAAGAAACUUUGGUUGGGUACAUCAUCUCCUCUAAGUCAGAUAGAUUGGUUUUAUUUCCUCCCUUUGAUAGUUCAAGGGAACGUCUUCCAUUGCUCUGGAAGUUGGUUAGGGGAGAGGAUUCCAAUUUUAAUUAAUAGGGCAGUGAGUUAAUCUCAUGCUCUCUCCUGCUUCUAGACAUCUUAGGGAAGACAAAUGGUCUUCAUAGAUAAGGAAAAACUAUUAAUGAUGAAAGAACACAGGGACAUUUUUAUUACAGAUUUGAUUUUUUUUAAUGAAUGCUGUAAAAAUAUAAAUAGGGCCCUGGAGCUGCCAUUUUUUCCCCUUAAAAGUCAAACAAGUGGCCAGCAAUCAUUCUUAACGUCUUCCCAUUGGGAAAUGUUUCUUCACACAGUACAAAAGAAGAAGAAGCUGUGAGUGAGAUCAGCUGCCUAGGCCUUUUAUUUCCCAGGACUAACUUUCCCAGGACGCUUCUGCUUCAAAGUCCCUCCUCUCCCUCCCUACCUCAAAGCUGACAUUUUAUACAAAAGAGGAAAAGGAAGGAGUGGGCUGUAAUGGUCUGUGUGUGAUGUUCCAAGCCACUGUAAACUGGAAAGGUCGUGUGGUUUUUGGUGUUGUUGUUUUUUUUUAAUUUUUAUACUCUCGAAUAAACUUGCAGUUUCACUCUU
Dromiciops gliroides (monito del monte) is the source of this 4180-nucleotide messenger RNA. RefSeq names its product low density lipoprotein receptor class A domain containing 3 (gene LDLRAD3). Gene Ontology annotation, biological process: receptor-mediated endocytosis. The coding region runs from base 74 to 1135 and encodes 353 amino acids. NCBI's taxonomy places the organism in Eukaryota, Metazoa, Chordata, Mammalia, Microbiotheria, Microbiotheriidae. The transcript has 6 exons. Gene Ontology annotation, molecular function: protein binding. The record is from RefSeq and is a predicted model, not a curated record. Gene Ontology annotation, cellular component: plasma membrane.